AUGCCGCUGGGGCUGAGGGGCAAGAAGAAGGGCAAGUCCAAGGAGACGUCCACGCUGGUGGAGGGCGAGGCGCCCUUAGCGCGAGGGCGAGGCGACGACCGCGAGGACGACAACGCGAGCGCCCCAGCCGGGGCGGCCGCCGCCCCCGCGCGCCCGGGCCCCGUGCGGCUGGUCUUCCACGCGCAGCUGGCGCACGGCAGCCCCACGGGGCGCGUGGAGGGCUUCGGCAGCGCGAGGGAGCUGUACGCGAAGAUCGCCGACGCCUUCCACAUCGCCCCGGCCGAGAUAAUGUUUUGCACUUUGAAUACACACAAAAUUGAUAUGGAUAAGCUCUUAGGAGUGCAGAUUGGUCUUGAAGACUUCAUAUUUGCUCAUGUAAAAGGAAUAAAAAAGGAAGUAGAAGUUUUCAAAUCAGAGGAGUCACUUGGGCUUACCAUUACUGACAAUGGAAAUGGAUGUGCUUUCAUAAAGAGAAUUAAAGCAGGAAGUCUUAUUGACCAAAUAAAACUGAUAUGUGUUGGUGACCACAUAGAAUCUAUAAAUGGAAAAAGUGUAGUGGGCUACCGUCAUUAUGAAGUUGCUAAGAAAUUAAAGGACUUGGAGAAGGGCCAAACAUUUACACUAAAACUGAUAGAGCCAAUGAAAUCAUUUGAUAUGAUUGAACCAAGGUGCAAAGGUGGAAGUUUUGCAGAGGGAAAAAUAGCCAGAGGGAGAGAGACUCUUCGACUGAGAUCCAAAGGCCCUGCUACACUGGAAGAAAUGCCUUCAGAUGUUGAAGAAAAAGCUACCAAAAAGGUAGAUGACCUUCUGGAAAUGUAUAUGGGAAUAAGAGAUCUCGAACUAGCUGCAACAAUGGUAGAGGCUGGAAAAGGCAAGAACAACCCGGAUGUCUUUGCAGUUGCACUUGAUGAAGCUUUAGGAGACUUUGCAUUUCCGGAUGAAUUUGUCUUUGACGUGUGGGGAGCCAUAGGUGAUGCAAUGCAAGGACGAUUAUAAUGAGAAUCCCAAUUGUGUCAAUCAUCCAGAGGCAGAAAACAUGCAGCCAUAUACAUGGCAUGGGAUAUAUAACUUGUCUGCUGAGUAGAAGUAUUUGAAUAAUCAGAAUAUUGGAUAAAUAAUGUUUGGCAGUCAUACACUUGUCUUUCAGAGUGAAGAUGGAUUCAUAACUGUACUGUAGCAAAGCUUUUAUCCUGAUGUAGCAUUUAACUUAAAAUGCCCAUUUGAAUUCUUUGCAAAACAGUAUUCUUUGGGUACUCACCUGGCAUAUUAAUUUUUCUGACAGUCAAGAGGUUAUCAUAACAAUCUUAUAAAAUUGAUUGCAUUUCUGAUAUCAAAAGAAAUAUUGCUAGGAGUUGCUGAAGUUGAGCAAAAUUUAAUUGAAGAAAGAACUGCUAAUCCACAUCCUCUUUUUCAUAAUUCUUUCACAUGUCUUCCCCAUGGAUAUGGUGUUUUAUUUCCACCCCUUCUUCCCUUAAAACAGUACUUUAUGCGAGGGAUUCUGUGAGGAUAGGGGAAGACCAUAGUAUAAAGGAGAGGUCAUUGAUUGCUGGGGUAAAAUUCAUGCUUUGAACAUACUCAUUCAGUCUCUGAUGCCUCUGGUUAAAGGAACUUGGAAAGGGCUGGAGAUGUCAGAGACAUUGAAAACUGCUGCCAGUCAGAGUAAACAAUACUGAAUUAGAUAGUUUAUCAGUAUAAAGUAAUGUCUUAUUUUAAAUGUUUAUGUUAUUGUACAGCCAUCAGAAAAAAUAUUAACUAUGUUUACAAUGGUAUUAUUAAGAAUAAAAGUUGUAGAACUUUGGCACUUUU
Molecule: messenger RNA, 1806 nt
Organism: Varanus komodoensis (Komodo dragon)
Lineage: Eukaryota; Metazoa; Chordata; Lepidosauria; Squamata; Varanidae
Gene: GIPC2
Product: GIPC PDZ domain containing family member 2
Exons: 6
Coding region: 1-996 (331 amino acids)
Molecular function (GO): protein binding
Source: RefSeq, a predicted model, not a curated record